Capra hircus (goat) is the source of this 2699-nucleotide messenger RNA. RefSeq names its product CD34 molecule (gene CD34). Gene Ontology annotation, biological process: cell-matrix adhesion. The coding region runs from base 92 to 1066 and encodes 324 amino acids. Gene Ontology annotation, cellular component: membrane. The transcript is spliced from 8 exons. The record is from RefSeq and is a predicted model, not a curated record. NCBI's taxonomy places the organism in Eukaryota, Metazoa, Chordata, Mammalia, Artiodactyla, Bovidae.
GCUCGGGCGGAGGGGCGGGGAGCCGCGCGUCCCGGCCGGGCCAGGCAGUGUCUCGCGCUCUGCGCAUCUCUCCGGGGGCGCCGCGGGAACGAUGCUGGGCCGCAGGGGCGCGCGCGCGGGGCGCGGGAUGGCGCGGGGCUGGACCGCGCUCUGCCUGCUGAGUCUGCUGCCCUCUAUGGAAUUCACAAAUACAGCCGUAACUGGUAAUGCCACAGUGUCAUCCAACCCAGGAAUAUCUUCACCUGUCCCUACAACUACGUCCUACUGGAAAAGCAUGAACUCAAGUACUUUUAGAAGCACCAGCCUCUACAAUGUCUCUCAGGACAGCAAUGGGACCACAGCAGUCACCUCAGUUCCAGCGUCUACAGUCAAUUUCACGUCUGCCUCUGAGACCCUCCCAGCCUCUGGAGCCGUGAACUCUUCUGUCCAACCACAGACCUCUUUAGCCACCACGGCAUCUUCUACCCUCAUCAGCUUUGCGACUUCAGAGGCGACUCUGCAGCCCAGCACGUUUCCUGGAAAUAUUUCGGAUUCCCUAUACAAUAGUACCAGCCCUGUGACUUCUUCCAUUAAUACCUCUCCAUCAUUUUCUCCUACCCAAAAUAUCCUCAAGACUGAAAUAAAAUGUUCCAGAGUCAAAGAAGUGAAAUUGGCCCACAGCAUCUGCCUGAAGCUAAAUGAGACCUCCAACUGUGAGGAGUUUAAGAAGAACAAUGAAGAGAAGCUGACCCGAGUCCUGUGUCAGGAGGAACAGGCCGAGGUGUGCUCCUUGCUCCUGGCCCAGUCUGAGGUGAAGCCUCAGUGCCUGCUGCUGGUCCUGACCAACAGGACAGAAAGUUCCAGCAAGAUCAGACUUCUGAAAAGGUACCAGUCUGACCUGAGAGAGAUGGGCAUCCAGGACAUCUCUGAAGAAGAUGUCAGCAGCCACCAGAGCUAUUCCCGGAAGACCUUGAUUGCACUGGUCACCUCGGGGAUCCUGCUGGCCAUCCUGAUCACCACGUGCUAUUUCCUGAUGAACCGCCGCAGCUGGAGCCCAGCAGGAGAAAGGCUGGAGCUGGAACCCUGAGCGCUCUUCAGGAAGAAAGGAGUCUGCACACGCAGCUGCAGCCCCCUCCCCCGCCUCCCCCUCUCCCUCCCCCUCGCCUGGCUCCCAUGCUUACGAGAUAAUGCUCCUUUAUUUAUACACCAUCCAGGGCGAAGACCCUUAUUACGUGGAGAACGGUGGAGGCCAGGGCUAUAACUCAGGCUCUGAGGCCUCCCCCGAGGCUCAGGGAAAGGCCAUUGUGAAUCGAGGGGCUCAGGAGAAUGGCACCGGCCAGGCCACCUCCAGAAACGGCCAUUCAGCGAGACAACGUGUGGUAGCUGAUACCGAACUGUGACGUGGCUGGGGAGGGGCGAGGCCGGGAGGGAUCCGGGGAAGGAGCCCCUCCCUGGGUCUGAGCGCUUGCAGCCUCUGCGCCAGAGCGGCGCCCCCUCACCAUCCCCCCUUUCCCAGUGCACAUACCCAGGGAAGCCAUCCCUGGAGGCCCGCCCUGUACCAGGCCAAGGGGCCCUCCUGCCCUCCACGCAUUCACCUCCCUGCACCCACCGUUGGGCUACUCUGAGGAAAGGUGUGAUGUGCACAGCCAAGAUGCUGAGAAGCUCCUCGGGGGUGGUGGGUGGGGGGGCAGAUGGUCUUGCAGCUUCCACAGAGGGGCCCCUUUCCUCCCCCUCCUCUCUGCCUCACUAUAGGAAUUCCCAGGGGAAAGCAGGGGCUUUUCUGGACUGUGAUUUCGUCCCAAGAGGUGUUACCUUUUCCUGUUUCUUCCUUGUAUUUUUCUUUCUCUACUUUAGGAACACCAAAGCAAUCCCUCGAACUUGCCCCUUUGUAAUGACCGGUCAGAAAAUCAUGCCGUCUUAACCCAUCUCCAUCAUUCCCCUCUCUGAGGCACUGAGCGUUUACUCACCAGCCCCCCUCUUGCUCUCUAAGGUCCCUGAGCUCCACAGGUAAAUCACCCCCACCCCCCACCGCCACCUCUGUAGACUGAGGCCUGUGCAGCUUUUCUGGCUGAGCCUGGAACCUGACUCCAAGUUUUAGAACAAGGUCCAGAGUCUGUGUGUUUGGAGGACCUGACCUGGUGAUACAUGUGGACACAUGGGUUCCCACUCAAAGGGCAGAGGGGUGAGGGCACACAGCUUGGUCCCGGUCUCUGUAGGGCCACGGAGAGCCUCUGCUGGGGCUGCUUUUUCUGCCAGUGGGUCAGAGUGGACAGGACCAUGGGACCAGAUCUCUUGACUCGUGAGCUUCGAAGGAAGCCUUUUGCUCUGAGGCUAGGUUCUGACCUUCACCUCUGUCUCGAUGGCCUCCUCCCGCCUCUCCCUGACUCCUGGGUUGAGCUGUGGCCUCAGUCUCCCAGCAGACUCCUUCUGUCUCUGUCUCCCUAACCCUGAACCCUUUAGCCGCUCUGCACCCCGUGUGGUCAGGGCCCCGGGACUUCUCCAGAGGACCCUCACCACAAGCCACCUUUUCUGCAGGUGACCCAGGUCCUUGUUUUUUUUUUUUUUUUCUUUUUCCAGAAGGGUGAAAAGGGAUCCUGAUUUCAAUGACGGUUGGAAAUAGAACUUUCCAGAGAUAGGAAGAUGGGGUGGAUUUUUUGUUUGUUUUUCUGAAUGAAAAAUGCUGUGUGUAAAUAAUGUAAUUAAAGUGAUACUGAAACACA